Aspergillus steynii IBT 23096 is the source of this 537-nucleotide messenger RNA. RefSeq lists its product as uncharacterized. Lineage: Eukaryota; Fungi; Ascomycota; Eurotiomycetes; Eurotiales; Aspergillaceae. The record is from RefSeq and is a predicted model, not a curated record. Bases 114 to 389 code for a protein of 91 amino acids. The transcript has a single exon.
UACUUAACCACUCAAAUGAAGGCAAGUCCAUACUGGCACGAGACCAUUCAGGACACAUAAACAAGACAGACGAGUGCUAUUCAUGCGACAACUCAAACGUCGACUGGCGUAGAAUGCGAGGUGCCUUUUUCAUACUUCGUGUAGAUUGUCCAGCUCAUGUUGACCCGUUUGCCUCCAGGGAUGUGAAAAUAUGGUCGUUAUCCAUACCGACCCCUGCUCGCGACCCCCUGUCAUCAGAUGCCAUGCCUCUCGUGUCAGCCCAAGAGGCCAAGCAUCUGUCUCAAGCCGAGAGCACGUGUUCGUUGCAUUCCGGGAAGAUUCGCCUCUCCUACCCUGGUCAAAUAAAUUUGCGAGGAUGGUUGUACGCGGCGAAGGAAAAUGCAUCGUGACCAGAUAAUUUCAUCCUGGGUGAUCUCCUUCAUUUUCGGGAAAACGCAAAAGCGCAUUCAUCUUGCCCGAGGCUAGAACUGUACUGCGUGCGUCUCCCCUGUACAUACUUCGGGAUGUGUUUAUGCCGCAGAACCGCCGGCGAAAACG